AUGAUGACGACAGAUUGUACAGGAGAGCAUACGUGGUUACAAAUGCAGCACAAACUAAGCUUGAGGAAACUAUUAGAGGGAUCAGAGCAACAAGAGGAGCUGAAGUAUGACUUCAAUAUAAAAGGGGAACUGAGGCACCUGGAUACAAAUGAGUCCUUUGUUUUCAAUUAUUACAAGAAUGCGCAUGAGCAGAAUCAUAAACGCUACCAAGUUUUGGGGCAUUUGAUUACACAAUAUGUCUAUGAGCUCCUGGAAAGAGUCUGCAUGUUGCAGAAAGUUUAUAUUCCUACUGAUGCUCCAGAGGAUGAACAAAGAAGUUUCUUCUUCAUGAGUGAGAAUGCACUAACAAGUUCUUCUAGCCUAAUUGUCCUUCUUCAAGACUGUGGAGUUUUCCGUGCUGGACAGUGGGGGCGAAAGACAAUUGUCAGUGACGGCCUGGAGCAUGGAACACAAAUACCAUUCAUCAAAAUGGCCCUUCAAAGCCACAGGGGAGUGAUUGUACUGAACCCCAAUGACAACUUUGUUGAUCUGGAGACUGAAAAUAAGAGGUUAAGCUUUACUACCAGGGAAGAAUCACUGACUUCUGUGCAGUCCAACUGCUGGAUCCCCAAGUGGGGCAGCAGCAGCCCUGAGGAACAUACCAUGUAUGUAUGGGAUCAUUUCAUUUCGAAGAGCGCAACCAGAAAUGUGGCCUUCAUUGCCCACGGCUAUGGUGGCUUGGUGUUUGUUGAUCUGCUAGCACAGAGAAAAUGGGAGGUAAUGAAUAAAGUGUACACUGUGGCAUUCAUCGACUCCAUGCACAACACACAGCACCAGGCUAGGAAUGAUCCACAAAUACAAGAAUGGAUACAGAAACGCUGCCGUGAAUGGGUAUCAAACAGUAAGCCUCUAGAUAAAGCUGUAGUUUCUCCCAUGAAGAUGAAUUGUCCUACUGUCUCUGCUGGAACGGAAAAGUAUGGUUUAGCACCCUCUUGCUGCUUACAUGCUGUUUUUAAAUACCUGAAGAGUGCACUGAAAGCCAAGACCAGAACAGCCUUUAGGCAUUCACCUGUUGCAACCAGAAGCAGAACAAGUAAGAAGAGAGGCAACAAAUAA
Messenger RNA from Chaetura pelagica (chimney swift), 1095 nucleotides. RefSeq names its product putative protein FAM172B. Bases 1 to 1095 code for a protein of 364 amino acids. Gene Ontology annotation, cellular component: nucleus. Gene Ontology annotation, biological process: regulatory ncRNA-mediated heterochromatin formation. The transcript is spliced from 2 exons. NCBI's taxonomy places the organism in Eukaryota, Metazoa, Chordata, Aves, Apodiformes, Apodidae. The record is from RefSeq and is a predicted model, not a curated record. Gene Ontology annotation, molecular function: siRNA binding.